Messenger RNA from Trifolium pratense (red clover), 3913 nucleotides. Its product is annotated as serine/threonine-protein kinase Nek5-like. Lineage: Eukaryota; Viridiplantae; Streptophyta; Magnoliopsida; Fabales; Fabaceae. The coding region runs from base 630 to 3692 and encodes 1020 amino acids. The transcript is spliced from 15 exons. The record is from RefSeq and is a predicted model, not a curated record. Gene Ontology annotation, biological process: protein phosphorylation; microtubule-based process. Gene Ontology annotation, cellular component: cortical microtubule. Gene Ontology annotation, molecular function: protein kinase activity; ATP binding.
AAACAGUUGGUGACAUUUGAAAUGUUACUCAUUAUGGAAAAAUAAAUAGAUAUACUGACAGUAGUAUUUCAUUUUCUCCCAUGAAGUUGACAUUCUUCAUAUUUCAUUAUCACAUCAUCAAACCAACAUUGAUGAAUUAUGAAGAAACAAGAACAACAAACAACAUACUAAAAUUACAGUAUAUAAAAUAAAUAACAUUUAAAAAAACAAGAAAAUGAAAUAAAAACAACAUACUAAAAUUGAAAGGCCUUGAAUUGAACCUAGUAGACCAGCUGUGACUGUCGGCGAAUAACCAAGCACACCCAUAAGCCCCCCUCUUCUUCUCUCUCUCUCUCUCUCUAAAAACUCUUCAUUCAAUUCAACUGUCACAUAAGAGAGAGAAAGUGUUUUUUUUUUAUGUGUUGGGUCUUGUUUUUUCUUAGCAUUAGUAACAAAGAUUGAAACUUUGAAUCUUGGUAGUUGUAAUUCUGUUGAAAAAACAUCAAGGUGUAGAAGCAAUGUAGAAGAAGGUUAUUUCAAGAGUUUGAUGUGGAAAGUUAGGAUUUUGAGAAGUGGGUAAUGGUGUAAGAUUGGUUACUAAAAUUGGGUUUUUUCUGGUUUGGUGAAUUGAGUUUUGUGGAUUGAGAACAAUGGAAUCUAAGAUGGAUCAGUAUGAGAUCAUGGAACAGAUCGGUCGUGGUGCUUUUGGUGCUGCUAUUCUUGUUAAUCAUAAAGCUGAGAAGAAAAAAUAUGUGUUGAAGAAAAUCAGGCUUGCUAGGCAGACUGAAAGAUGUAGAAGAUCUGCUCAUCAAGAGAUGGCUCUUAUUGCAAGAAUCAAGCAUCCUUACAUUGUGGAAUUUAAGGAAGCAUGGGUUGAGAAGGGUUGCUAUGUCUGCAUUGUCACCGGAUACUGUGAAGGUGGAGACAUGGCUGAAACGAUGAAAAAAUUAAACGGCACUUACUUUCCUGAGGAGAAACUCUGCAAAUGGUUCACUCAAUUACUUUUGGCAGUAGAAUACCUUCAUUCGAAUUAUGUUUUACAUCGCGACUUAAAGUGUUCCAACAUCUUUCUUACAAAGGAUCAGGAUAUUCGCCUUGGUGAUUUUGGUCUUGCUAAGACACUAAAAGCAGAUGAUUUGGCUUCUUCGGUGGUAGGAACUCCGAAUUACAUGUGUCCUGAACUGCUUGCAGAUAUUCCGUAUGGAUUCAAAUCAGAUAUUUGGUCCUUAGGCUGCUGUGUAUACGAAAUGGCUGCUCAUCGCCCUGCCUUUAAAGCAUUUGAUAUGGCAGGAUUGAUAAGCAAGAUAAAUCGUUCCUCGAUCGGCCCUUUGCCUCCGUGUUAUUCCCCUUCAUUGAAAAUACUAAUAAAAGGCAUGUUGAGAAAAAGUCCUGAGCAUCGACCAACAGCAUCUGAAGUUUUGAAGCACCCUUAUUUGCAACCUUACGUUGAUCAAUAUCGUCCAUCUUUUGCUCCUCAAACAGCCUUUUCUCCCGAAAAACCAAUUUCUGCUGUCAAUGAUACUAAAAGACGCAUGGCUGAAAGUCAGAACAGUACUAGUUCAAGUAGUGACAAAGAUAGUUUAAUGUCAAAUGACAGAAACAUUGCAACAACAGCGCCGAAGUGUGAUAGCACAGCCACAGAUAUGGAUAUUGAUGAUGAUGGCUCAGAGAAUCUCCAGGAGGUGAUAAAAUCAUCUCAUAAUGAACAGCAUUCUAAUGUUGAAUCUAAACUGCAGCCAAGAACAAUCAGAAAUAUAAUGAUGGCAUUGAAAGAAGGGAGAGGUAGAGAAGCUACUUCUCCGAUGAGAGGUAGAGAAGUUACUUCUCCGAUGAGAGGCAGUCGUGUAAAGGCUGGUGGAGUAUCGACGCAGAAAGUAAAUACAGACAUGCCGUCUAAAUUGCCUAAACCGACUUUCAUUGCUCCGAGUUUGAAGCCUAAUUUAGAGUCACCAACUGUUCCACUAAAGGCAUCCCCUGAUUCUUCGAAACGAAUAUAUGGAUCGCCUCAUUCAAAGCUUCAGUUGCUGAUGACAGAGCCGUCGCCAAAAGUUAAACCGAAACAAGAUAUGACUCCACCAUCUGGUUCUAUCAAACAACAAGGAGAAGGAGAUGGAGUUCCUCCUAGGCCAAGGCAAAGAACUCCCCCGAGCUUACUUCGACGACCUACUUUUCCAGGACGAAUGAGGCUUGCAGGGAUUGAUGUUCCAAAUGCAGCGAACGAUAGCGGGAAGCUAGGUCCAAGUAAUAUAGGGCAGGAGUCUGAGAUGAGCCACUGUCAGUUGUUAAAUGGAAACGUACCACGUAUUUCUAGACCGUUUAUUAGAGAACCUCAGAAUGCUUUUGAAAGAAGUUCUAAAGGAAUGCAAACAGACAGUAGUAAUUCUGCCUCGUCUUCAGUUUCAAUUCAUGGAUGUGAACUUGCUGAUGAUGCAACAACUUUUAUUGACAUGAGAGAACAUACUCUUCCUGAUCAUGACAAUGAAACAAAUGUUGUCGGUGUUGAAUCAUAUCCAGACCGCAGCUCGUCGACAACCUGUACACAUUGUAAGAUGGCUGAAGAAGUGUCAGAGGAAACCUGUGAAGUCACCAUGAAUUUUCAGAGUACUAUUAGUAGUAAUGAAAAAGUGAGUUCCAAUUUAACUCUUGAUCGCCCUGCUGAAAAUUCUAAGGAAAUGUUUGCUUCGGAAUAUAGUCAUCCGAGAAAUCAGACAACUACAUCUACUGCUUCCGUGUGUGAUAAUAGAUCUGUUGACCCGCCUGCUGAAGCGGCCGACGAAAUCGAAGAUCUUCGAGAUAUUUCCAAGGAAAUGGAUUUAACCAAGUCUCCCAAACAUCCACCCUCAAUUUCUGGAGAAAACGCUGUUUGUGAAGAAGUUGGUUCGGUAAACAAACUCAAUAAUAGGCCUGAAACUGUCACUGGUGAUGACAAAUUCACGGUGAAGGAGCGAUUGUCGUUGGUCGCUGAAACUGAUCCUAUAACUACUGCUACUAAAAUACCGAACCAGAAAGUUUCGCAAGAGAAAGGAACUGUCACGCAGAAUCCAGCAGCACAAGAAAGGCCAGAUACUAGUCAUCUUCCUGCAGCCUUUGACGAAGUCAUCCAUGUUAUUCGACAUAGUAGUUACCGUGUUGGGAGUGAUCAACCGGUAAUGGAAUCAGUCGAAAUGGGGGUUCAGAAUGUCGAUGUUGGUAAGUUUAUCAAUGUUAUGAGGGAUGACAUCGAAAAGAGAAACAUAAGCUCUCCGAUGACUCUUAAAUCUUCGAGUUCCUCCGAAUCCGCAAGCUUUAAAUCUAGUAUUUCUGAUCAGUUGGAAAUGAAAAACACAAACACAAGUUUCUCCGACGCUACGAGCUUGAAACCGAGCAUUCCGGAUCAUCCUAGUCUUAAGGAACAAGAAGUGAGCAACACUGUUUCUUCAGUUUCAGAAUCUGAUUCAUCCGAGCUUGGUAAAUGCAACACUCCUACAACCGAAGACAAACCUCCGGUGAAGGAAAUACUCGACGUGAAAUCUUUCAGGCAGAGAGCCGAAGCACUUGAAGAGCUUUUGGAAUUGUCUGCAGAUUUGUUGCAGCAAAAUAGACUGGAGGAACUUCAAGUUGUUCUAAAGCCAUUCGGUAAAGAUAAGGUCUCUCCGCGAGAGACAGCGAUUUGGUUAGCCAAGAGUCUUAAGGGAAUGAUGUCUGAAGAAAACGGAGGACGCUGUUCAUCAUGAGGUAUCUUAAUUUUUACCUGAUGAAUUUGUUUUGUAUUUGAAUGUUUAAAAUUUGGUUUUAUAGUUCAUAGGUAUUCAAGCAGCACUUGAAUUUUUAAGAGAAAUGUUUGGCUUUGUUGCUGGUUCUUUUUCAUCAUUGUAAUUCUUUCAGUACUUUUAUGAUGCUGUAAAUAGUGAUAUCAUACAAAUUAAUAAUAUCAAUUUACGGUUAAUUGUAUGGA